UUCUGAAACAGUGACGUAAUACACGUUCUACGGUACGCCACUUGUGAGCAACAGCAAAAAGCGCGGACAGUGGAAUUACUCAGAGAUUAGAAGAAUAAGGAAAAGGGAGCCAUUAGAUAAUGGACACCCGGCCAAGAAGGAAGCUGAGAUCUAAGGUCUUAGAUCAAGAGGCAAUUGAGGAGGAGAGCAAAGAGGAAGAGUCACAGGAUGACCCAGGAACUAGUACUCCAGAUGAGAAAGUCCCAGGAACUAGUACUACAGAUGAGAACAAACCCAGUGAGUCAUUGUCCAGCACAGCAGAAGAGUCUCCCCGUGCUCCCAAGAAGCCCGACACGAGUCCUGUUCAAGACGAGCCAGGAGAUAAUUGCACCUGCUCGGUGUGUGACUUUGUCGCAAAAACUCCCACUGCCCUGAAGAUUCAUGCCAAGAGAAAGCAUUCCCGCAGAGGCGGCGGUGGCCAUGUUAAAAAGGCGGACAAAGAGGCGCCGCGAGAUGUGUGUGCUGCAGCCAAGGCGCACGUUGGCAAGGAAGGCGUCCCGCCACACACGGGAGAAGACAAUCAGCAGACUGCAGCAGGGAUGGCGGUGUCCUGCCAACAGGACACGAGUGCAGUCGGGGACGGCAAAGACGCGUCUGGGAAGCCGCCUUUGUGUGAGGCGGCUGUGGGUUCAGAGGAACAACAAACGGCAAAGAGUGCUGAGGAGGGCCCACAGAUCAGUCCCACUCAGUUGCUCCUGCAGAUGGUUGAGGCUUCAUCAGCAGAAGAAGGGCCUGCACAUUCACAACCGUCAGACGCGAUGGACAGAACUCCCAAAGAAAAGUCAAGUGAGCAUGUGGAGGGUCAAAAAUCAGACCCCCCGGCCCCCACCAGCUCUGACACGAGUGACAAAACACAAGGUAAUAAAGAGGGAGAGGAGGGUGCCAAGAAGACGCGGAAACGCGGGCAGAGGCCCAGGGUCACGCACCCGUGCAGCCACUGUGGCCACGAGUUCCAGGACAAACCCAGCCUGGCCACGCACGUCAAGAGGCGCCACACCAAGGAGAUGAACCACUUCUGCGACCUCUGCUCCUACGCCUGCGUCGCCAAGUGCGAUUUCGAGAAGCACUGCACCAGCAAUAAGCACAAAAGGAGAGUGGCGGAGAGCGGCAGCGGCGGGCAGCAGACGCCAGGAGGAGAGACGCCCUCUCUCCCCCUGCCUCCUGAUGGAAAUGAGACGGGGGAACAGCAGGGGCAGGCUGCCGCCGCUAGCGGUGGCGCUGGCAGUGGAGGUGGCGAGGCGACUCCGACUCCGACGCCGACGCGGGCGCUAAAGCGUUCAGCCAGCGGCAAGCCCCAGCUGCAGUGUGGUAGCUGUGCCUUCCGGACCGUCACGCCCUCCCUGCUGGAAAGCCACGCUCGGCUGAAGCACCCAGCGGAGGACCACUUCCACUGCAAGGUCUGCCAUUACUACACCGCCACCAGCGGGGGGAUGGACGCCCACCUCGCCAGCGCGCCACACCAGGACGCCGCCAAGAAUAAGGAGGUCGGGGCCUCGUACGCCGAAUGCGUCGAAAAAGUGCACGUGAUCCUGUCCCAGAACAGCGACAAUCAGCCGGCGUCGUCGACCGACGGCACGGAUGCAGAAGGUGGCGGUGGUGAUGGGGAGACGGGAGAGGACGUGCAGCAGGGGGACGAUGCGACGGCAGAGCAGGAGGCGGAGGUGUUCUCCGACGAGAAAAGUGGGGACGGCGCCUCCCCUGCCAAAAGGAAAAGGGGGCGGCCGAAGGGGACCAACGUCACCACCUGCCCCCACUGCGGCCUCGUGGCCUCCAACGCCACCAACCUCAGCGUCCACAUCCGUCGAAGGCACAGCCACCAGUACAGCUACAUGUGCAAGCUCUGCCGCUACUACUGCGUGACCAAGGGCGACAUGGACCGCCACUGCGUCACCAAGAAGCACGUCAAGCGCGCGGAGGGUGCCGGCGGCAACACGGACCCCGUCGUGCAAGUGAUGAGUGAGGAAGCUGCUGGAAAGAGCGGUGACAUUGAAAUCGUGCGCUUCAAGAAAGUAGACUACAGCCAGGCCGAAGAUGACGUGACCAUGACUGAGUCAGCAGCAUCAGCAGCAGCAGACGGCGAGCCACCACAGCAGCCCCAAACCAGCGACGGCGUCGAGGCUCAGAGUAACCCCCCCCCUAAGACCGCAAAGACCCUUUUCCCGACCCUUCACCCGAGAAGGAGCAAGUACGACCCCGUCAAUUCCUGUGCGCACUGCAACUUUGUGGCCCAUUCCAUCCCGUCGCUGGAGCUCCACGUCAAGAGGAAGCACACCAAAGACUUUGAGUUUGUGUGCCUGGCCUGCAACUACUACGCGGUGACCCGGCGAGAGAUGUCGCGCCACGCGUCCACCGACAAGCACAAGCAGAAGAGCCUGGUCUACCGGGAGAGCUGUGCAGGAGGAGGAGGAGGAAAAGGCGACCAAGAAGACGCCGGCGGCGUGGCCGUCCUUGUAGCACCUCCUCCUACGACGGAGACGGAGGAGACAGCCCAGCCGUCCGAACCUGAAGCUGAAGCUGAGACAGAGGCUGAAAACAGCGAGACUGCCAUGGACCAGGAUGAUGCUACUACGCCAAACAUGACAGACACCUCCUCCACCAAUCAAGGACAAGAAAAGCCCACCAGCACCACCACCACCACCACCACCACAGAGGAGGUCACAGACGGCGCAGCUGAUACUGAAAAAGCGCCCGAGGAAGAAGCUCCUGAAGCCGUGAAGGAGUCCACCACCACAGUCACAAUCAAACUGGAUCCAGUUGACGACACGGAAGGAACAGUCACGAUGACGCUGGACCCAGCCGACGCCGACGCAGACGGCACGGUCACCAUAAAACUUGACCCAAGCGAAACAGAGGCGGCCCUGAAUGCUCCACCUAACGCUGAUGAUGACGAUUUGGAAAGGGAGGCAGAGGCCGAGGAAGGAGGUUUGGACGAGUGUGAUGAUGAAGAGGAGGAAGAGGAGGAGGAGGAGGACUUUGUUGAGGGCAAGUGUGACGACUCUUUCACCGAUAGGCAGCUGGUUCGAGCCCAUCCGUUCGACCCCUGCAUCAUCUCCCUCAAGGUUUUGCAGGAGGGCGACGGCGCCGACGGAGGAGACUCCACGAUGACGACGACAAGCGGCGGCGUAGCGCUGUCUCUACCGGGCCCGCUGACGAAGCCCAAGCGAGGCCGGCCGCUGCUGGCCACCAUCACCACGCGGGGGAUGGCGCCCGGCCAGCGCAUCAAGUGCGAGGACUGCGGCUUCAUGGCGGACGGCCUGAGCGGCCUCAACGUCCACAUCUCCAUGAAGCACCCGUCUAAAGACAAGCACUUCCACUGCCUGCUGUGCGGCAAGUCCUUCUACACGGAGAGCAACCUGCACCAGCACCUGACCAGCGCCGCCCACCUGCGCAACGAGCAGGGCAGCAUCGAGGAGCUGCCAGAGGGGGGCGCCACCUUCAAGUGUGUCAAGUGCAACGAGCCCUUCGAGACGGAGCAGGACCUGUUCGUGCACAUCAAGGAGAAGCACGAGGAGCUGCUGCGCGAGGUCAACAAGUACGUGCUGGAGGACACGGAGCAGAUCAACCGGGAGCGGGAGGAGAACCAGGGCAGCGUCUGCAAGUACUGCGGCAAGGUCUGCAAGAGCAGCAACUCCAUGGCCUUCCUGGCCCACGUGCGCACACACACAGGCUCCAAGCCGUUCAGCUGUAAGAUCUGCAACUUCGCCACGGCGCAGCUCGGCGAUGCACGCAACCACGUGAAGAGGCACCUCGGCAUGAGAGAGUACAAGUGCCACAUCUGCGGGUGGGCCUUUGUGAUGAAGAAGCACCUGAGUACGCACCUGCUGGGGAAGCACGGCGUGGGACGACCCAAGGAGAGGAAGUACGAGUGUGACCUGUGUGACCGCUCCUUUAGUGAGCGCUGGGCGUUGAACAACCACAUGAAGCUCCAUACGGGUGACAAGCCCUUCAAGUGCGCCUGGCCCUCCUGUCACUACGCCUUCCUCACGCUCUCCGCCAUGAAGGACCACUACCGCACACACACAGGUGAGAAGUCCUUCCUGUGUGACCUGUGUGGCUUCGCUGGUGGUACUCGACAUGCCCUCACCAAACACAGACGUCAGCACACAGGUGAGAGGCCCUUCAGAUGUCAACUGUGUAACUUUGCGUCCACCACUCAAUCCCACCUGACGCGACACAAGCGAGUUCACACCGGCGAGAAACCCUACAGAUGCCCCUGGUGCGACUACAGAUCCAACUGUGCAGAGAACAUCCGUAAGCACAUCCUGCACACAGGGAAGCAUGAUGGGGUGAAGAUGUACAAUUGCCCCAAGUGCGAAUACGCCACCAACGCCCCCAUGGAGUUCCGCAACCACCUCAAGGACACGCACCCCGACAUCGAGAACCCCGACCUGGCCUACCUCCACGCAGGCAUCGUGUCCAAGUCGUUUGAGUGUCGUCUGAAGGGCCAGGGUGCCACCUUCGUGCAGGCCGAGAUGGCGUUCGCUCCUGAGGACUCGCCCUCCUCCGCGGCUGCCACGCUGUGUCGUAUCGGCACGGCAGGCCUGGAAGCCAUGGGCAUGGGCGCCGCCGACGGGAGCGUACAGCAGGUGAUCAUCAUCCAGGGUUAUGACGGCGGCGUGGCGGGCAGCGUGACCGUGGAGCAGGCCCUGGAGGAGUCCGCCGCGGCCACCCUGCAGACCCUGGCCAUGGGGGGACAGGUGGCGGAGGUGCUCCACAUCACAGAGGACGGACAGCUGAUCAGCACCACCACCACCACCUCCGCUUCCUCCUCCUCCUCCAUCAACCGCCAGGUCCUCAGCGGAGCUGGAGCAGCCACCGUGGGCACCAUCACGGGUGGUGGAAGUGGUGGUGCCACGCACAUCCAGCUGCCGGCGGGGAUGCACGGCGCCACCCAGUACGUGCUGGUGGAGGCGACUGGCGGUGGAGUCGAGGCCGCCACCAACGCAACGGCCAUCUUGGACGCCAGCCAGGGGGCGACUGUGGUGACAGGUCGAGGUGGAGGUGGUGGUGGUGGAGGUGGCGGGGCGGAGGCGAGUCACGUGAUGGUGUCGGAGUCGGCGUCGUCAGCGCUGGACGCUCUGCUGUGUGCGGUGAGCGAGCUGGGCCACCAGCAGGGCGGCGAUAGUGAAGAAGGAGGAGGAGGAGGAGGAGGUGCAGCACAGGAGGCCCAUGGGGAGGAGGAGAUCAUCACCACCAUCAUUGGAGGAGGAGGAGGAGGAGGAGAGGCCAUGAAUGAGGAGCAGGGGAGGAUUGCAGGAGAGGCGGCGGAGGAGGUUCAGGUGCAAGUGGCGUCGGUGGAGGGAGGUCACGUGCAGGUGUACAGGGAGGUGCUUCAAGGGGAGGAGGUGAUGCAGAUGCAGAUGCAGGAGGUGGUGGAGGAGCAGGGAGAGCAGCAGGGUGGCUCGGAACAGAUGGGUCAGGUGGUCACCCAUGUGGUUGGCCACGCCCCCUCGGAACACCACCACGUGGCCGUGGGUAAUCACGACGAGGCGAUGGUGCAGGAGGUGUUGCAAUUCGCCGCUAGCCAGCUGAUGAUGAAGGAAGGCCUGACGCAGGUCAUCGUCAACGACGAGGGGACGCACUACAUCGUCACAGAGCUGGAGGACGGCUCCGCGGCCGCCCUGCAGCUAGAGGGCGCCGUGUACGCCCAGAGCACUGAGGAGCACGAGCAGCAGCAGCUGCAGGAGGUGGAGGGGGGUGGGGGAGCCAUGGAGGUGGUUAUGGGGGUGGUGGAGGAGGCGCAGGGGGAAACUGGUGUCGUUGUCACUGCGAUGGAGACCCAGGUGCAGGAGGAGGAUGGAGCUGGGGGGGUGGAGAGGGUGGUGGUGUACACAGAGGAGGCUCCACAUGCUGAACAAUAG
Molecule: messenger RNA, 5900 nt
Organism: Engraulis encrasicolus (European anchovy)
Lineage: Eukaryota; Metazoa; Chordata; Actinopteri; Clupeiformes; Engraulidae
Gene: znf407
Product: zinc finger protein 407
Exons: 11
Coding region: 120-5900 (1926 amino acids)
Biological process (GO): positive regulation of transcription by RNA polymerase II
Cellular component (GO): nucleus
Molecular function (GO): nucleic acid binding; zinc ion binding
Source: RefSeq, a predicted model, not a curated record